AUUCCUGAUGGCUGAUUCAGCUCCAUUGCCAAAUUGCUCUCUCCACACUCGCCUUAAAAAUCUUUCUCGACAUCGCAGCUCGGUUGAGGCUUUCACUUUGUAUUUGUCGCCUGCCAUCUCUCUCUCUCUCUCUCUCUCUCUCUCUCUCUCUCUAUCAGACUGAUGGCUUCGACAAUGUUAUCUCUAGCUUCUUCUUCUCCUUCAUCUUCGUUAUCACUGCGUGAAAUCAACAAGGGAAAAUUAAAUCUUGGAAGUGCCAGUUUCAUUCCUUGCUUGGACAAGGAUAAAUGUAAUCCCUUCUUAAAGAACAAGUUGCAGUCUCUUGGUCGGAUAUCUAUGACCGUUGCUGUCAAUGUUUCUCGUUUUGAGGGCAUAACAAUGGCUCCUCCUGACCCCAUUCUCGGAGUUUCAGAAGCCUUUAGAGCAGAUACACAUGAAAUGAAGCUCAACCUUGGAGUUGGGGCCUAUAGAACUGAAGAACUACAGCCUUACGUGCUUAAUGUUGUUAGGAAGGCGGAGAAUCUUAUGCUGGAAAGAGGGGAAAACAAGGAGUAUCUUCCAAUUGAAGGAUUGGUUGCAUUCAAUAAGGUGACAGCAGAGUUAUUAUUUGGAGCAGACAACCCAGUUAUUAAGCAACAAAGAGUUGCAACAGUUCAAAGUCUUUCAGGAACUGGUUCGCUUCGACUAGCUGCAGCUCUUAUCGAGCGAUAUUUUCCAGGGGCAAAAGUUCUGAUAUCAUCUCCAACAUGGGGUAACCAUAAGAACAUUUUUAAUGAUGCUCGAGUCCCAUGGUCUGAGUACCGGUACUACGAUCCAAAAACAGUUGGUUUGGAUUUUGAGGGGAUGAUAUCUGACAUAAAGGCAGCUCCUGAAGGAUCUUUCAUUUUGCUUCAUGGAUGUGCUCACAACCCAACUGGAAUUGACCCAACCCCUGAUCAAUGGAAAAAAAUUGCUGAUGUCAUUCAAGAGAAGAGCCAUAUUCCAUUUUUUGACGUUGCAUACCAGGGAUUUGCUAGUGGAAGCCUUGAUGAAGAUGCAGCAUCUGUGAGGCUGUUUGCUGCACAUGGUAUGGAGCUUCUGGUUGCUCAAUCGUACAGCAAAAAUCUUGGCCUUUAUGCAGAGAGGAUUGGAGCAAUCAAUGUUGUAUGCUCAUCAUCAGAUGCAGCAGCAAGGGUAAAGAGCCAACUUAAGAGGCUUGCCCGACCAAUGUACUCGAAUCCUCCUGUUCAUGGAGCCAGAGUUGUUGCCAACAUUGUUGGCGAUCCAGCUCUCUUCAAUGAAUGGAAAGCAGAGAUGGAGCUUAUGGCUGGAAGGAUAAAAAAUGUAAGACAGAAACUAUUUGAUAGCCUCACUGCAAAAGACAAGAGCGGGAAGGACUGGUCGUUUAUUCUAAAGCAGAUUGGCAUGUUCUCCUUCACCGGCUUGAACAAGGCUCAGAGCGAUAAUAUGACAAAUAAAUGGCAUGUGUACAUGACGAAGGAUGGAAGAAUAUCCUUGGCAGGAUUAUCUUUGGCCAAAUGCGAGUACCUUGCAGACGCUGUUAUUGAUUCAUUCCAUAAUGUCAGUUGAAGCAAAUGGUCCUGAAAAAUCCAAUAAGGAAAGCUUGGGGAUAUUUUUUGAGAUCCUCGAUUCGGAACCACCAGUUAGUGAUUAUUUUUAACGAGAAAAAAGAAACAUUUUAUAAUAAAGAGGGGUGUUGAUGGUUAUAAGUUUUGCAAUUGAAAUUUUGACUGUUUAUUCCUUCGGAAAGGAAGUUUAGUUGCCUUGUGAAUCAUUUUGAUUAUACACUGUUGUAUGCUGUGUUACGAUGCUUCAUGCAUAUUUUCUUUUUAGAUUAAUUUGUCUUUUUAAGUUUCUAACA
Messenger RNA from Carica papaya (papaya), 1861 nucleotides. It is a transcript of the gene ASP5, whose product is annotated as aspartate aminotransferase 5. Gene Ontology annotation, molecular function: transaminase activity; pyridoxal phosphate binding. Lineage: Eukaryota; Viridiplantae; Streptophyta; Magnoliopsida; Brassicales; Caricaceae. Gene Ontology annotation, biological process: biosynthetic process; amino acid metabolic process. The record is from RefSeq and is a predicted model, not a curated record.